AUGGCGAUGACGGACCUUCAACUCUUCCAGGCCCACUGCCUUUCCUUUGUCGUGGGAAUUCAACUUCAUGUUUUCGUCUUCCGCAUCGGAGAAUGGGAUAUCUCGACCACGACACUGAUCCGGAAUUUCUCUCUGGGCAUCGGACUGCUCACCGCGGCCCUUGUCCAGCUGGCCUCUGAGACUUUCCCUACGAAUGCGGCCGCAUUCAGAACAGCAUGCUCCCUCACAGCCGCCCUGAUCGCAGGUAUUUACUCCAGUUUGUUCGUGUACCGCGCGGGCUUUCACCGGCUCAAUUCCUUCAACGGGCCGUGGAUGGCCCGCAUGUCGAACCUGUACAUCACGAGACGCGCGCUCAAGAAGCUGCACUUGUACUCGGAAGUGCAAGAUCUUCACAACACGUACGGUGAUAUCGUACGAAUUGGCCCGACUGAGUUGUCUAUCAACAACCCCAAGGCUAUCAUGCCAAUUCAUUCCAACAGAUCACCAUGCACCAAGGGUCCGUGGUACGGAGUUCUGCAUCCCAUGUACUCCCUGCAGCUUGUUCGCGAUAAGCAAGAGCAUUCUGUUCGGCGCAAGGCCUGGGAUCGUGGGUUCAGCUCGAAAGCCCUACGAGACUAUGAGUUCCGAGUUGCCAACUACACCAAUCAGCUUCUUGAUCAGAUUGAGGCCCACAAGGGCAAGCCGUUCAACAUUGCCGACUGGUUCAACUUUUACAGCUUCGACGUAAUGGGCGACUUGGCAUUUGGCAAGACUUUUGGGAUGUUGAAGGAGGGCAUUAAGCACUACUUCAUGACUUCCCUGCAUACGGACAUGCAGGCUAUUGGGUCAUUCAGCCAUAUGCUGUGGUUGUUCCCUAUCUUCAAGAACACUCCGAUCUUGAAUGCAAACAACAAGAGGUUCUGGAAGUUUGUCACUUCUCAGGUGGAUGAGAGAAUCGCGAAUCCUCCCGACCGCCCGGAUGUUUUCUCGUGGGUCCUGGAAGACUACCAGGCCAUUAAGAAACCCACUUGGCAAGACACUUUAAAUCUAUAUGGAGACGCAUAUCUGAUCAUCGUUGCUGGAAGCGAUACAACAGCCGCAUCCCUUACUUGCCUCUUUUUCGAAUUAGCCCAGAAGCCAGACGUCUACGAGCGCCUAAGGGAUGAGAUUGACAAGUACUUUGCUGAACAUUCCGAACCCGAGCACUCCGCACUCUCGAAGUUGCCGUACCUGCAGGCAUGCAUCGACGAGGCGCUGAGGCUGCACCCGCCCGUGCCGUCCGGCGUGCAAAGGAUGACGCCACCCGAGGGCCUCGAUAUUGACGGGACGUUUAUCCCGGGCAAUACCAUCAUUCAAGUGCCGACGUACACAAUGUUUCGAGAUGAACGUAUCUUUCCGCACGCCAGCGAGUUCAUCCCAGAGCGAUGGAUUACACAACCAGAACUGGCCAAGGAUCCUGCAGCCUUCGUCCCCUUUGGCACCGGCAAGUAUUCGUGCGUCGGCAAACAGCUCGGGCUGAUGGAGGUUCGAUACUGCGCGAGCCAGAUCAUUCACCGAUAUGACGUGGCAUUCGCGCCGGGCCAGACGGCAGAGGCCUUUAUUGAGGGCAAGAAGGACGGGUUCACGUUGUCGCUGCCGGAGUUGGAAGUGAUUUUCAAUCGGAGGGAGGCCGGUAAACAAACCGCAUAA
Molecule: messenger RNA, 1668 nt
Organism: Colletotrichum chrysophilum
Lineage: Eukaryota; Fungi; Ascomycota; Sordariomycetes; Glomerellales; Glomerellaceae
Exons: 7
Coding region: 1-1668 (555 amino acids)
Molecular function (GO): iron ion binding; monooxygenase activity; heme binding
Source: RefSeq, a predicted model, not a curated record